GGUUUGUGAGUUCAGCGGCCAGUGCUGAGAGAGUUCGUGAAUCAACAUACGUGCUCAAGUUCCUUGGCUUAGUUGCCAGCCGGGUCCGGCAGUUCCUCUGGUGCGAAGGCGCUGGCGGACGGCCUAGCGCGCCUGGCUGACCGCGCCCGCUUCCCUGGCGGCGCGCCGCCGGGGGUGCCAGAUGGGCAACUGCAGCACCGUGGACGGAGGCCCCUGUGAUGCGCAGGCGCCGAUGCCAAGCAGCCUGCUGUGGGUGAAGGUAAUUCGUGUCAACGGCAUCCGGACGCCUAACCGGCUGAACGGCGACACGAUGAUAAAAUGCGCAAACAAGGUGCUCGGGCGUGCCCACAGCAUCCGGAUGUACGCGAAGAUCUCGGUGGGCAAGCAGCAGAGCCGCACGGAGGAAGCCGAUGUAGCUGACCAUGGCGAUUUGGUUCUGAACCAGCCGCCGCUGCCGUUCACGCUGGACAGUAUCGUCGCGAAUGCGAAUUCGUCGACGAGAGGGCAACUGACGCCGCCGCAACGCAACAGGUCGUCGUCGGUCGUGGUGUCGUUGGCCUCGACGCUGCUGGACAGGAGGAUUCCAGAGAUGACCGUGAAGGUCUACCGGGUUCGGCGCAUGUGCCGCGACGCCUUCGUCGGGCAGGGGGUCCUGCCUAUCUCCUCCACGGAGCUCGCGGGCACAUCCAAGGAGCACACCAUCGAGUUGACCAACGGGUGCGGGACCGUGACCCUGAAGUGCAGCUUCAACUGCUCCCUGUCCGACCUCCGCGACCUGCAGAGCGUGCUGACGGCGCCAAAGAGGACGCGCUCGUCAGCGCAGUUCUCGAGGGCGCUGGCGCAGCUGCUGCAGGGGGAGGACGGGCUGCAGAUCCUGGAGAAAGCGAUGCCGACCGCGCUGGUAUGGAGGUGCAACGUGGGCAGCGACCGGGACCAGAUGGUCUGCACGCUGCAGGCCAUGCUGGUCUCGCUCUGCAACCACGUCACCAUGCUGUCCGAGCGCGAGAGCAACUCAGAGGUCCUGAAGCGCCUUGCCCCCCUCUCGCGCAACAUCCAGGAUUUUGUAGCCGAGCACGCCCCUCCAGGAGAGGACGUGAGCGCUUUGGCUACCGAGUGGCUGAGCGAUGUAUUUUCGUAUUGCGCGCGGAAGACGGGGCUGAAGGGCGCUAUGUCGCUGGACAUCCAAGAGUUCCUGGACUCGGGUGCGCGCUACCCCGGGAUUGACCACCUGGCUCCCGUCGACAGCUAUGGCAGGCCCUUCCAGGAGUGGGUCGAUGCGCCAGCAACCGUAAAGAGGGAGUUCCUGCCCAAGGGUGCCAUCCUUGGCCAGGGCAUGUUCGGCACUGUCUGGCGCGCCAUGGACCUGAGGACGAAACAGUGGUACGCCGUGAAGCGCAGCCACGCGCUGAGCCGCGAGGCGUUCAUCGGCCGGGAGCGGGAUGUGACCAACCACGUGAUGAUGAACCCGCACCCGUUCGUGGUGCAGGUCUUCGGCAACUACGUGGUGGAGGGCUCAGCCCGCCUCUCCUUCCUCGUGAUGGAGUUCUGCAGCAGGGGCGACCUGCAGAACCGGAUUAACGCCGCCCACAAGGGGCCCGGGUACAAGGUGCCCGUGAAGGUGUCGGCCUGGAUGGGCCAGAUUUUCCUGGGCCUGGAGCACCUGCACCUCGUGCUCGACAUGCUCGUGCGUGACCUGAAGCCCGCGAACGUGGUCUUCUCGGGCCACGACCACGCCAAGCUGACAGACUUCGGAAUGGGGCGCAUCGGCGGCACCUCCACCGGGGCCUUCACCCUGCAGAACUGCCCCCCUGGCAGCCCCGCCUACGCGGCGCCCGAGGUGGUGCUGCAGAGGCCUUACGACCACAGGGCCGACAUCUACUCCUUCGGCGUGCUGUGCUGGACGAUGCUGACGGGCGGGAUCAAGUGCGAGGGGCCGGACUGGUGCCCGCCCAGCCACAAGUUCUCGGCGCACAACUUCACCACCCUGGCCAGGAACCACAAGCUGCUCGAGAAGGCGAUCCGGAGCCCUGCCCAGGCCGGCGCCCAGCCGCUGCCCAGCGAGAGGGCGGCGGACCUGAUCUUGUCCACGACGCGGCCAGACCCCAACCACCGGCCGGGCCACGAUCGGCUGCGCGCCCACGCGCUCAUGUCCGCCUUGAGGCUACCGCCGCCGGAGGCGCGGUGGCACCAGGUGGACGAGUGGCUCCAGACGUUGUCCGACUGCGCCCCGCACAGCGGUAUGGCGCCCCGGACGGCGGGGUGACCUCGUCGGCGUGCAGAUGGGUGCAGCCGACGGCGUCGGCGUCGCAAGGCCUCGGCUCUUUGGGCGGCGGCCUCAUCCAGGCCGCGAUCGCCACCUGUCAUUCGCGCGGCGCCACUCCGGAUCGCGCCGCCAAUCUCCAGCGGUCUGUCUGUAACAAUCAACCGCUGCCGUGCGGCCACCGCCAGAUCACGCGCCGCGCUGCGCGGUGCUGCGCUGGAAUAUGCGCGCCGCCGACGAGUCUCCUCGGCGCGAGCCAAAAGCUUGAGCUUUUGUUUUGCCCAGUCUACGCAUCUGCCGAGUCAGCUGCACGCCAGCGUUUUUUUCCUCGCCCCCCCUCUCAUCCCUCGAGUGGGGGAUUGACUACAUAAUCGAUUUACCCCACAUUUUUUGUCGAGUCUACGAUACAGGUGCGUACAAUUUGCGUACAUCUACUAACAUUAUACGUAUUUGUUUGCGUAGCAUUUAAAUUUUUAGCCUCUCUGCACGAUGCGUCGAAGGCUCCAGCGUAGGCUCUGAACGUGAAUGACCACUGCUGCCAAGCCAAUCCACCUUCUGGCUUGCCCUCGCCCGUGGCGUCUCCCGAGG
Molecule: messenger RNA, 2848 nt
Organism: Prorocentrum cordatum
Lineage: Eukaryota; Dinophyceae; Prorocentrales; Prorocentraceae
Source: the annotation of a GenBank genome assembly